UGUGGAUUUCUUUUAUUCUCAAGUUGUAGAUAAGUAAAGCAUUGAUUUCCUAGUCAAGGUAUGUUAUUUUCUUCAAAUGUACCCUAGUUUUGGUUCUGAUUUCGGGAAUCAAAUUGUAUCUCGCCUCGAAUUUUUUCGUCCGUCGUGGUCAAAGUACCCAAAAUUGUUUGACCAAAUCCGAUACGGAUCUCAUACCAAUACCCACACCCAUACUAGUGUCGUGUCGACAUAGGUGCGGCACCUAAACUGCGGUGUCGGAGCAACUUAGGAACAAAUUCUCACAUUGCAGAAGUAGUUCUUUGCCCUUUGUAUGUCCUGAAAGUAAAGAGUUUUGAUUCACCAAAAAAUCAACAGAACUGAUGGAACCACCAACAAGUUGAUAAAUGACGGGAACAGUAACGGUUUCAACGGCUUGCACUAAACAGUGUGUGGCAGAAAUGCAUUGAAAAAAGCAAAACAAACAAAAGGAGCCAAAAUAGAAUAACAGAUCUUACUUAAGCAAGAAACCACUCAAAACAGUGAAGCAAUCAUAACUACUACAAUAAAUACACCCUCUGUGCUUUCCUUCUAACAUCCCAAAAACAACAAAGGAGCUAAAGAAGCAAACAAGCCUAACCUUGAAAUAUUCCACACACAAGAAAGAUGAAGGGUAUCAUCAUUUCAGUGAUUACAGUGUUAGUCAUGAUUCAGCUCAUGGUUGAGCCAGGACAGGCUCUUACCUGUGGUCAAGUGGAUGCUUCUUUAGCACCUUGUGUCCCUUACCUUACUCAGGGUGGCGAACCUGGAACUGCGUGUUGUAACGGAGUGAAAGACUUGAAAGUUAUGGCUCAAUCUAUAGCUGAUAGAAGGACAGCCUGCAAUUGUGUCAAGGCUGCUGCCAACCGAUAUGCAAAUCUGAAGGAUGAUGCUGCUCAGGCUCUCCCUAGCAAAUGUGGUGUUACAAUGGAUAUUCCCGUCUCUCGUACUAUCAACUGUGACAUGUAAGCUUAUUAUCAUAUGAUUAUACAUCUCAAUUAGUGUUAUUGCACAUUCUGACUUGUUUCUUUUUGCAGAAUCAACUGAAGUGAUUCAUUGCAGCCAGAAAUGUGCCAGGCUGAUCAUACCAGAAAUACAUGGAACCAAGUUUUACCUUAUCUACUUAUUUUGAUGUAUAAGAAUCUUUGAGAUAUUAUAAUAAUACAAUACAAUACUCUCUUUUGUCCUCUCUGGACAAUUAUGCCAAUGCGCAUUUCAUACUGCAGAGUCAAUAAAAGCAUACACGGCUGUAUGAACUACAUAUAUAACUUUGGAAAGACAAAAGUUGUUCUGCGAUAUCGACAGGCAUCUAGUUCAAUGCCUUAAGUUUAACUUCUAUACACUUACAGUAUAAAAAUAACUACAGGUGACAGUCCAUAAUAAAUAGGAUUAUUAACCUGAAAAAUAAGGCAGGUAACUUGCUAUGAGAAACAUCCAGUUCAAUGCCAAUGCGUUAGCCUUCUUUCUCUUGUGGGUCAUAAAGGUUGGGAUUCAAGACAUUAAUGAGCAAAAAAACGACUAAACCAACUUAAAGAAUUUACGAACUGCUCUCCAAUCCUAUUUGGCACAUCAAGGAAACAUCAUUUGAUCAACUUUUAAGUUGCAAGAAGCUCCUGUCUUUAAAGACCACCCAAUCCAAUAUAUUCCAAGUAAGAUCAGUUGCUAAAGAAUGUAUAUUUGCCAACUUGCCAAGUGAUGCAUUCUUGAAUUUGAUCAAAAUCUAUCAGCAGUUACUGCAAAUCUCAUCUAAUGCAGUUAGUUAAAUCAUACAGUAUAUUGUUUUUCCAUAACCAAGAUUUGGCUUGACACUAUACUCAUCCUUUAAAUUUGUCCAUUGUACUUGUAGACAAAGCAGUCUAAGGCUCUCAGCCAGACAAACUGCAACUAAAGAAGAUAAGGUGUUCCGGAAUUCGUCUAUAUCACUCAGAAAUAGACAAAUGCCACUGGAAACAUAUAUAUGAUUGACAUGUAAAAGAAAUGGAAAUUCCAAACUAAUAUAAAAGUCUUCCUUAAUCACAAAAACAUCACCGAGCUAACAGCUAACCUCAGAUGCAACUGCUUUAGUCCUCCACUUAUUUUCUCAUAAACGUCAAUUAAAUGUAGAGGAGGAAAAGGACAGAAUGAGGUAUCAGUCAUGAUAAAUGAUCUCACAACAAUUUCUUUCUAAAAUCGCACUAUUUCACGAAUUAAUAAUUUAUUAUAUAAACAUUACUAAUUUUUUCGUUCUCAUCACUAAUUUGUAAUGCUUACUGGCUCUAACCAUAAGGAACUCCAGUUUCAACCUAAUAAUAAACUAAACAAAGUCAAAUGCUAAGUUUCCUAAAUAAUUUUAUUAUUUCAAUAUCAAACUAUCUAAUCCACAAAGGUUAAAAUGAUUUCCUCCUCAAAACUAUAUUUAUAUAAAAGAAUUUGACAAGAAACCUGAAAGUAAACCUUGAACCUGCCAGAGCAUCUCUACAGACACCGCCCUAAUGUCAAAUUAUAUAUUUCACAUAUUUGUAUUUCUAAACAUAAUCUAUGCAAAGAGUAGUUUUUUUUUACUUAGCGAAUUCAAUUGAACUCUCUUUGCACAACAUGGAUCCGUCGAAGUUAGAUGACUAGCACAUUUGUAAUGGAAAUGAUAAAGACUAAGUUAUUCUAGCAUGUUUUCGCAUGUCCACAAAGUUGACUUGGAAAUACAAAGCUUCAAAGAGAAAUCCACAUUACAAGAAGGCCAAAUAUAGCAAUUUUGUAAAGGAGCUCAAAACUAUACCAAAAUGUUUGAACUGGGAAAAUCUCAGGAAAAAAAAGAAGAAAGAAUAACAAUAAGAAAGGGUGAGAGGAGCUCUAACAGCACCUCCUUGUACUACUCAGACAUUAGAGAAUGUUACACCUAUCCUCUCGGUUGUUGUAAUAGUUUCCAAAGUGGUUUAAAAGGACCUGGGCUGCUCCACCCUAUUGCCUUAAGGUUUUGGGUUAGAUGCUCAGCAGGGGCAGAAGGGGGCCGAAUUACACUGUAUAUAUAAGGCAAAAUCUGUUUUUUACCUCUAUAUAUAUCCCCGUGACAUAGCUCAAAAGUGUAGCUUAGUGGUCAAGCGGGUUCAAAACCUUUGUAAGGUCAUAGGUUCAAUUCCUACUAGCUACAAUCUUUUUUAACUUUUUUCUUUUUGAACCCCCUUAGCGGUGAUCCUGCCUCCGCCACUGAUGCUCAGAUUCCUUAUUAGAUAGUCCCCUCCCCGCAGAUAAAUAACAUAUUAGAGUUGUUCAGUAAGAUCAUCAUAAUCAGUAAUCAUUAUUACAUUACACCAUAUCCAGGCCAUGUUACUUUCAACUGCUGUACAGAGUUAGGACAACAUCCCUUAUGUCUAGCUGUUGAGACUGGCAAUUUGAAAUAGGUAUCUUAACUAUUGUCAAAUUUUGGAGGACAGAUGCAUUUUAGUAAUAUCAACCUAACAUUUUUUAAAAUAAGGAAAUGCCUGGAAGUGUAAUUUUCUGCAAUCAAUGAGGAUAAGAUUCUUCAGUUCAUAUACAUGCCCAGAACACAGUACAACAACUGCAGGAAACAUCACAGCUGCAAGGAAAACAGUUUUGACCCCAUCACUUUCAUCUUCUAAUUGAUUAUCCAUGACAUAAGAAAGGGAAAAGGCCAAAAUCGUGUAACAGAUUUUACAUAAGCCAUUAACUGACCUUUCUUUUAUUAGCCAUCUUGAGAAUACUAUAUAUAUCCCCUUCUAUGCCUUCAACUAUACCAGUCCACAGGGAGAACCAAGAAAAGAAAACUAGUAAUCCAAGAACUUCAAGUUUUCAACAGAAAGCGAAUAUGAAGGGAAUCAUCAUUUCAGCAAUUGCAGUGUUGGCCAUGAUUCAGUUCAUGGUUGAGCCAGGACAGGCUCUUACUUGUGGUCAAGUGGAUGCUUCUUUAGCACCAUGUAUCCCUUACCUUACUCAGGGUGGUGAUCCAAGUGCAGCUUGCUGUAUUGGUGUGACGGCAUUGAAAGGUAUGGCUCAAAACACUGCUGACAAGAGGGCCGCAUGUAAUUGUGUCAAGGCUGCUGCAAACCGGUAUGCAAACUUGAAGGAAGAUGCUGCCCAGGCUCUCCCUAACAAGUGUGGUGUAACACUGGACAUUACUGUCUCUAAGAGCGUCAACUGUGACAUGUAAGAUUUAUUUUCUGGUUUUCAAGAUGAUUUUCACUUUUCGUGUAAUUCUUCAACUACAUGCACUUUUGAGUUCUUACUGGUUAUAUUAUUAUCAUCCAUUUGCAGGAUCAACUGAGAUUAAGAUCAUUGAUGAUGACAGUGUGGAAGGAAUAAAGAAAGGAAGACUCACCAACUUCAUAUUUUGUUCUAUCUUUUUUCAAAUAAUAGUCCAAGUGAUGAGAGAACUGCUUGUAAUGAUCAAAGCUUUACCGAGCAUAAAUUGUUUCUGCAAUUUCCCAAGAUUAUUGAACUGUGACAUGGACACUUUGAUAGUUUAUUUUGGCUUCAUCCUCUUUCAAAAGAUUGAUCAUUUACUAUGUCCCUCAUCCUCUGAAGUAUUCAUCC
Messenger RNA from Nicotiana tabacum (common tobacco), 4539 nucleotides. Lineage: Eukaryota; Viridiplantae; Streptophyta; Magnoliopsida; Solanales; Solanaceae. The record is from RefSeq and is a predicted model, not a curated record.